Molecule: messenger RNA, 5724 nt
Organism: Centrocercus urophasianus (Greater sage-grouse)
Lineage: Eukaryota; Metazoa; Chordata; Aves; Galliformes; Phasianidae
Gene: LRRN1
Product: leucine rich repeat neuronal 1
Exons: 2
Coding region: 262-2412 (716 amino acids)
Molecular function (GO): protein binding
Source: RefSeq, a predicted model, not a curated record
GUGCGGGAGAGGAGCGGCCGCGCGGACAGCGCCCCCCCGGGCGCCGGCACGGAUUUGUAGAAGAUCCUGGAACACAGAGGAGCAGCUGAGAGCCUUCAGACCAUUUAUUGUCUUCUCUUACAAAAUCAACUUUCAUUUUCUGGAUGUCCAAGCCUUUCACACCAAAUUUUAAGCUUUACAUUUCCUACCUGACAACAAAUUACGCUCUCGGUCUGUUGUUAUUUUAAGGGGCUGAGGAGCUGAAUUCACUAGCUGACCAGCAUGGCUAAGAUUAGAUUAGUUUUAACUGUUUGCCAGGUGGUGCUAGAAUUGCUAACGAAUUCAUUAACUGAGUCUUCCGUACAGAGUAAUGAAUGUCCCCAGCUCUGUGUGUGCGAAAUCAGGCCAUGGUUUACACCACAGUCAACAUACAGGGAAGCCACAACAGUUGACUGCAAUGACCUUCGUUUAACAAAAAUCCCCAGCAAUCUUUCCAGUGACACUCAAGUCCUUCUGUUACAAAGCAACAAUAUUGCAAAGACCACAGAUGAACUCCAACUGCUAUUUAAUUUAACAGAGUUAGAUUUUUCACAAAAUAACUUCACAAGCAUCAAAGACGUGGGGCUCUCAAAUCUUACUCAGCUGACUACUUUGCACCUGGAGGAAAACCAGAUCAUGGAGAUGACUGACUACUGCUUGCAAGACCUUUGCAAUCUUCAGGAGUUAUAUAUAAAUCAUAAUCAGAUCAGCAGCAUUUCUGCAAAUGCAUUCUCUGGCCUGAAGAAUCUUUUAAGAUUACAUCUCAACUCCAACAAAUUGAAGGUUAUUGACAGCCGUUGGUUUGAUUCUACUCCUAACUUAGAGAUUCUUAUGAUUGGAGAAAAUCCGGUGAUUGGAAUACUAGAUAUGAACUUCAAACCUCUCUCCAAUUUAAGGAGUCUUGUUUUGGCAGGUAUGUAUCUCACAGACAUCCCUGGCAAUGCCUUGGUAGGCUUGGACAGUCUUGAAAGUCUUUCCUUCUAUGACAACAAGUUGGUAAAAGUUCCUCAGCUUGCACUUGAAAAAGUUCCAAAUCUAAAAUUCCUGGAUCUCAACAAAAAUCCAAUUCAUAAAAUUCAAGAAGGUGAUUUUAGAAACAUGCUUAGAUUGAAAGAGCUUGGAAUCAAUAACAUGGGAGAGCUUGUUUCUAUGGAUAGGUACGCGCUGGACAACCUGCCUGAACUUACAAAGCUGGAAGCCACCAACAACCCAAAGCUGUCUUACAUCCAUCGUUUGGCCUUUCGUAACGUCCCUGCCCUGGAGAGUUUGAUGCUGAACAACAACGCCUUGAACGCCGUCUACCAAAAAACAGUGGAGUCCCUCCCAAACCUGCGUGAGAUCAGCAUCCACAGCAACCCCCUGCGGUGCGACUGCGUCAUUCACUGGAUCAACUCAAACAAAACCAACAUCCGCUUCAUGGAACCUCUCUCCAUGUUCUGCGCCAUGCCUCCAGAGUACAGAGGACAACAGGUGAAAGAAGUGCUAACGCAGGAUUCAAACGAGCAGUGUCUUCCAAUGAUCUCUCACGAGACCUUUCCAAAUCACUUGAACUUGGACAUCGGCAUGACGGUGUUCUUAGACUGUAGGGCCAUGGCAGAACCCGAGCCAGAAAUUUACUGGGUCACUCCCCUCGGAAAUAAAGUCACUGUUGAAAGCCUCUCUGACAAAUACAAGCUGAGCAGCGAAGGCACUUUGGAAAUCUCCAACAUCCAGAUUGAAGACUCUGGGAGGUACACCUGCGUUGCUCAGAACGUAGAGGGAGCUGACACCAGGGUCGCCACAAUCCGGGUGAACGGAACGCUUCUGGAUGGCACCCAGGUCCUGAAAAUCUUUGUGAAGCAAGCUGAAUCGCAUUCCAUUUUAGUUUCUUGGAAAGUUAACUCCAAUGUCAUGACUUCCAAUUUAAAAUGGUCGUCGGCUACUAUGAAGAUUGACAACCCUCACAUUACAUACACCGCUCGGGUCCCAGUUGAUGUACAUGAAUACAACCUCACGCAUUUACAACCUUCUACAGAUUAUGAAGUGUGUCUCACUGUGUCCAACAUCCACCAACAAACACAAAAGUCCUGUGUUAACGUUACAACAAAAAAUGCAGCUUUUGCGCUUGAUAUUUCAGACCAGGAAACCAGCACUGCUCUGGCAGCGGUCAUGGGAUCCAUGUUUGCUGUAAUUAGCCUUGCCUCCAUUUCUGUUUACAUUGCAAAAAGAUUUAAGAGAAAAAACUACCACCAUUCGUUGAAAAAAUAUAUGCAAAAGACCUCCUCAAUCCCCCUGAAUGAGCUCUAUCCUCCACUUAUUAAUCUCUGGGAAGGCGACAGCGAUAAGGACAAGGAUGGUUCUGCAGAGACCAAGCCGACCCAAGUCGACACAUCCAGAAGCUAUUACAUGUGGUAACUCAGAGGAUAUUUUGCUUCUGGUAGUAAGGAGCACAAAGACUUUUUUGCUUUAUUCUGCAAAAAUGAGAAGUUGAAGACUUUUGUAUUUUUGACUUUGCUAGUUUGUGGCAGAGUGGUGAGGACAGGUGGAUAUUUCAGAAUUUUUUAGUAUAGCGUAUCGCAAUUGUUUGACACAAAUGGCAGCUUCACCUAGCUUCCAGAUUUCUUUUCUUUUUUUCUUUUUUCUUUUUUUUCUUUUUUUAGUUAUUGUGCUAAACUUAAUGCUGUUCUAACUGCAGUGCUGAAUAAAAUUAAUGAGAGGCUGGGGUUACCUGUGAUUCAAAAGUAGCACAACCCCAUUCUUCUGAAGCCAUCAGUAGAGUACAGUAUCUUGCAAAGCUAACAGACAGUUUUGAAACUGCAUUGAACUAGUUUUGUAAUGCUGGUCUGAGGACUCAAACUGAGAAAAAGGAGACCCUGAAGGAUGUUAGUUGACUGUACUGUAAUGUUGUAUCAACUGAUUUGAAUGUUUUUGACUUUGGACAAUGAGUUAUCUUUUGUCUUUUCGUAGUAGUUGAAAAGGCUUAGGUAAAGCUAACAGGCAGUAGAAAUAUGUACACCCAGGUUUUUAGUGUAACAGACUAAAUGUUAAUUGUUCUUUUUAUUCUCUUCAGUAGACACCUUUGAAAAACACUGGAGUUUUGUUGUGCUUAAGCCACCGCCCCUGGUGUUUAACAAAGGCAGAGCUAUAAUAACUUUAGUUGUGUUCUGAUUUUUUUUUAUUUUAGAAGUCACAAUAAUGUAUUGGUUUUAGAUGUCACUAGUUGGACUGGUGAUCAUGUUUUGACAUAAAAUAUACCCAAAAUGUCAUAGAAAAAUAUUGUGUUUUUUUCUCGAUGGGAUUACAUUUCAGCUAAGUUGCAGGGUUGUUUUUUUGUUGUUGUUUUUUUAAUGCAUUUAUUUUAAUAGUGUUUUCUCUGCACUGGAUGCAAAAUACUGAAAAUAAUUGGAAAACUAGGUCUGGCAUUUAGACUGUAAGUCACAUGCAGAAUCAAAACUGUUUGGCAUAAGGUACACAGCAAAAAAAAUAAUUCAGCGUAUAAAAACUUUUCCUUUUUGUAUACUUUUCUGUUUAUGUUCGGAGCUGAGACGGAAAUGAAGCUGACAUUUAGCUGUCAUUAUGAUCAGUUAGGACAAAAACCAACUCAGUGCUCCCAAACUGAUAGAAAGCAACCAAAUCCUGGCAUUACGUUUGAAAAAAAUGUGCAUGGGAUUGAUGUGCCCUCAACAGCAGAAAGUGAGACAGCUAAACCCAACCUAAUAGUAACAAGUUCGGGUCCGAUAUGGAACUGUAGUUUCACCAGGCUUAAAGUCAACAAGGACUCUGAGCAUUUCACUGGAUUGGUCUGUUCAAGUGGAAGGCCUCAGCAAGCACUGGUGUGUGUGCGCACUGGGUACAUCAACACAUAAGGGACAGUUGAACCUACAGAAGCUUUGUACGUCGUCUUUUCUGAAUCCACUGGAGUUCUCAGCAGGACUGCACACAGGCACAGCAGGGGGGUUCUGGUGGAGCCUGUGGUUGCAGUUACACCGGAUCCCUAACGAGCAAGCACAGAGUUUUCUACGCGUUCCGACCACUUGUCGAUGUGCAACCUUUUAAAUGUUUUUACAUGCCAAAUGUUCUUAGUGAGUAAAAGUUAAUUGUUACAACAAUGGAUGUGCCUGGAUUUUGGGGUUGAAGUUUUGUUUUUGUUUGUUUGGUUGUUUUUUUUUUUUGUUAACUCACUGAUUUAUCUAAGCGAGAAAAAAAAAAAAUCAGCACUCACCCAAAAUUGCAGACAGACAGCUUCCAACUUCUCUCUUCCCUUCAGCCAACGGUCUGCAAGUGAAAAAGUCAGUGUAGUUUUAUAGGUGUGUUUUGGUGCAGAACCCUCAGUCUCUCAGAUACAUGCCUUGUCAAUUUGCAUUUCGAUGCAAAGCUGAGUGAAGCUAUUAAUUAUGCAUUUAAAUCAAGUACUUCUGCUACACACAAUUUUUUAUACGUUCAUGAGAUCUCACGUUUUUAAUCACAUGAUAGUUACAUGUUGGGAUUAGGCAAGUGGCCUUUGAUCAUGGAGAAGCAGCAUGCUGCCAGCAUUCACGUGUCACCUUCUCCCAUAUUUUAUGUUCAUGCAAAAUCUCCCCUUGCCUUCUCCUCCAGAAAAGCUUAAGAGCAAUAAUUACCACCUUGUGUAUAUGCUAUCCUAACCUUAAAACUGCCUCUACCAUUAUAACAAUGAUAACGAAUUAAAACUGAGAUAUCUUUUGCACUGAAGAUUCACUGUACUUUUUCCAGAGAAAAGGACAUAGGGAGGACAAGGUUGACAGCAAAAUUACAGCUUCCAACUUGCACAACAUCAUAAAAUUGUCUUGAGAAAGCAAUUAUUGAGCAGGUAUCAGAUGCUGCAGAGCAGGCCCCUGCCUCCCCCACCUCCCUGCAGCACUCGUGCAGCUGUGCCACCAACACUCGGUCACAACAAGCUUUCACCUGAGCCUCCUGUCCGACGGGGUCGGUGUAUGGGAAGGGAAGCAAUGUCUGAUGUGUUCCUUGCCGCUGGGGAAAUUAUGUGCCUGCUCUUCCCUGCAGACCUAUUUGGCAGUUUUAUGUCAUUUGUUAUCAUUAUAGUGCAAUGCUGUUAAAGAACAGCGAGAGAAAAUGGCCUUAUGACAGUCAUACACUUCUGGAUGUGCUGAUCUGUAGUAUUUCAGGGCAGCUGAUGUUGCUGGGGCUCUGGCAGAGAGAUGCAGGUUCCCUGACAACAGCUCAACAGCCACAACACCCUGUGAGUGCCGCACAUUCUGCACAUACAGCCACCAGUGACAUGUAUUUUCAGCCUUGUAAUCUGUGCCCUUAGAGCUCUGUACAGUUCUCCUGGAAAUUUAAAAUUCUGCUAAUAAAAGGAAAAAAAAAAAAACCAACAGUGGGUAAGAGAUUAAUGACAUGUGGCAUAUAAUCUUAGCAAAUAACCUUCAGCCUUGUCCUAGCAAUUCUGUGCUUGCAGUUUGUUGUAAGCAAAAAAUAAAAAUAUUCUCUUUGCCUAAUUGCCUUCAAAAUAUAUUUGCAUCUACCAUUCACUGGAGACAAAAACACCCCCGGUUUGCUCAGAACCAGAGAUGGAGCCUGGCUGCUAUAAAGCAGCAUGGGAAGAACCACAGUUGUCUUUGACUUGGCUAGCUGUUCAGAAAUGCUGUGUAAGAGUAGAUAUCUCAUACCCAACUAAACGUCUGCAGUGUCACUUCCACCUGAUUUCCCAAUAAUAAACUAUCCUUGUGCCCUGAAGAGCAAGUCGCU